Paramormyrops kingsleyae is the source of this 1278-nucleotide messenger RNA. The record is from RefSeq and is a predicted model, not a curated record. NCBI's taxonomy places the organism in Eukaryota, Metazoa, Chordata, Actinopteri, Osteoglossiformes, Mormyridae.
AUUAAGUUUUUUUUAGGGCGCAUUUUGCACCCCCGAAGAAAGUAUGCCAGCGAUAAUUGACGUCAACACUUUUUCUAUCAUUUUCUGCAUGACCGUAUGUAAAACUGGUGCACUUACAAUGUCCUAGAGGAUAACUGCUGUAAUUUUAAUAACAACAUGGUAGUAGCCAUAGAAAUGGGCAGGGGGUGCAGAACGCACCCCAAGGAACCAUUGAGGGUUAAAGAUUUCUGGAAAAAUCUACAAUUAAUAUCAAUUAAUUAAUCUAUUAACUAUAUAACAAUAAUUAGUGUCAGUGCCAAUGUUUAUCUCUCAGGCGAGGAUAAGUAUCAAGACACAGCGAUGACAACCAACUAUGGAUGCUCGUCUUAUGAGGCAACUUUCCUGCACAACCCCGCGGUCACACCAGCCGUUUGCGUGCCAAACACUGACGCACCCCUAAUGUUUUCGGUGUUGCCGUACUUACAAACGGCAUCAGACCCUCAGCAAAGCAACUCGGUGUCCAGCCAUUAUGCCUGGAUCCAGGCGGGUACCAACACCAUCGCACCGCCUCGUGAGAAAAGUCCGCAACACUCACCUCGCUUCGCCUUUCCGGCUUGUUCUGUCACCUCUGGACCUAAGGAUGCAACAUACAUGUACAGUCAACGACAUACUAAUUUAAUUAACGUCACAAACAACGGCAAUGCAAAAAACAACAGGGAUCCUGCAGCUAACGUUGCUUGGAGCCAUGAUCAUGGAUUAUUUGGAGAAUCUUACCAUACUGUAUACCCAUCGUAUGUGAAUUCCAGGACUGGGACCUCCUGGUCCGCACCUACCUACGACGCCACAGUAAUGAACAGCCUACCCUCCUCUGCGGGACCCGAGAGCGCGACGAGACACUUCAGUUUAGAUGGGCGUGAAUGUGUGAACUGUGGGGCCAUGUCCACCCCCCUGUGGCGUCGCGAUGGGACGGGACAUUACCUAUGCAAUGCCUUUGGCCUCUACCACAAGAUAAACGGCAUCAACCAGCCCCUCACCAAGCCUCAGAGGCUCCCGGCUGCCUCACGGAGAACAGGACUCUUCUGCACUAACUGCCAUACCAGCAUGACCACACUGUGGCGCCGCAGUGCUGAGGGGAACACUGUCUGCAAUGCUUGUGGCCUCUACACAAAGCUCCAUGGGGUCCCACGACCCUUGGCUAUGAGAAAGGAUGGGAUUCAGACCCGAAAGCGCAAACCAAAAAGCUUUGCCAAAGUAAAACAACAGAUUCCUGACACUGAAACCCAGGCAACCACCGNACGG